AUGGAGAUCAAAAAAUCAAAAUCCCAAGAAUGCCUGGUUUGUCGAAAAUCAUCAAAUGGAAUGCAUUUUGGAGCAAUUUCUUGUCGAGCAUGCGCCGCUUUUUUUCGGUGAGCUCUGGAAUCUCAAAAAAAAUUUUGUUAGCCUAACUCCCAUUUUCAGACGAGCUACAGUAUUGAACAUUCAAUAUGAAUGCAAAAAAGGAGAAAUGAAUUGUAAUAUUGAUGGAAGAGGAAGAUUUGUAUGUAGAUUUUGUCGAUUUUCGAAAUGUCAACAAAUUGGAAUGAAACCUGAUAGUCAGUUUGGUUUUUGAAAAAUCAACAGAAUUCUGAAAAAAAUCCCGUUUUUCACUCCAGAAGUUCAACUAGAUUACGAUCCAACAUAUUCAAUAAGAGGGUUGCUAAAUGAUGAUUCUGGAAGUGAUGAUUCAGCUACAAAUUCUCCAAGUUGUUCGAAAUCUGAAGAAGAAAUCAAUUUUUCACCGAAACCUUCAGACAAACCGAUUGCAAAAAUUGAUUUUUCGGAUUUGACACAGAAAAUCGAAUAUCUUUUUGAUUGCAAAACAGAAGACUGUGAAAAAGAUGAGCUGGAAAUAUUAUCGAAUUCAAUUUCACUUUCAGAAGAAUCUCGUAAAAAUCCCAGAAUUCAAGAAAUCCAUCAAAUGGAAAUAUUUGAAAUGAUAAAUCUACUGAAAAAUGAGAUAAUUUGGAAAUGGGCAAAAUGGAUGAAUUCGAGUCAAUUAUUGAGGAGAAUUGAGAAACAACAAAAAAUGCAAGUUUUUCGGAAUUCUUGGAAUAUUCUACAUAUUUUUGAGAGGUUGUAUAGAACAUCGAAGAAUUUUUUGAGUGAGCAAAUUCUGAUUUCUGAUGAUUUGCUAUGGAUUUGUGGGAAAAGUUAUUAUAAUAUUUCAAGUAUUUCUGAGAUUUCUAAUCAAUAUUUUGCAAAGUAAGUUAACCAUUAAACACAUACACCGUGACGCACAAUUACACACAGAAAAAAUUUGCCAGCUACAGUAGUCGAAUAUAAAUUAUGUUUGCAUGAAUAUCCCACAAGCCUCUGAAGUUUUUUGAGGGAUUUUUUUUCUGGGUCAAAAAAUUGCGAAAACGUCGAAUUUUCAAGUCUCUGAAGUCAUUUUUCACGUAAAAUUUCAAAUUUUGGCUAAAAAAGAGAAAUUCUAAUUUUUGGGAAAUCCGCUCCAACUGGGAAAAUGUCUUUAAUUAUCCUAAUUAACAAAAAAAUAAAUUUUUAUAGAUUAUUCGAUCCAUAUCUUCAAAGAUUCAUCGAUGUAAUUGGUAAACAAUUAUCCGAAAUGCAAUUAACAAAUCAAGAAUUAAUAUUUUGCCUAAUUCAAUUAAUUGGAUAUGAUACAACAGAUUUAACACAAGAAACUAUUGAGAUUAUCGAAAAUUUGAAGCAUCAAAUCGCUGAUCAAAUGCAUAAUUAUUACUCGAAUUAUUCGGAUUUGACUAAUUAUUCAUAUCGAUUAAUUAGAUUGAUGAAUAUUGUGAAAAGUAUGAAGGUAAAUUCAUUUGGAUUUUUUAGAGUUCUGAAAAUCAAUGAAUAAUUUUGCAGAAAAUUGCCAUCGAGAAGAAUAAAGUCAAAGAAUUAUUCUACAUUUUCGACAUUUUUCAUGCCGAUAUUUCUGAUCCCUAUUUUUUUGAUAUUUUUUGA
Molecule: messenger RNA, 1668 nt
Organism: Caenorhabditis angaria
Lineage: Eukaryota; Metazoa; Nematoda; Chromadorea; Rhabditida; Rhabditidae
Source: the annotation of a GenBank genome assembly